Molecule: messenger RNA, 2673 nt
Organism: Lethenteron reissneri (Far Eastern brook lamprey)
Lineage: Eukaryota; Metazoa; Chordata; Hyperoartia; Petromyzontiformes; Petromyzontidae
Gene: FBXO7
Product: F-box protein 7
Biological process (GO): positive regulation of autophagy of mitochondrion
Molecular function (GO): protein kinase binding
Source: RefSeq, a predicted model, not a curated record
UGUGUGUUUGUGUGUUAACUAGCAGCUCCUCACUGUGUGUGUGAGUGUUAACUAGCAGCUUCACACACCACUGUGUGUGUGGCUUGUGCCAUCUAGCAGCUCCUCACUGUUUGUGUGCUAUCUAGCAGCUCCACACAGCACAGUGUGUGUUUGUUUAUAGGAUUGUGGCUGCGUCUUGUGCCAUCUAGCAGCUCGGUGCGUGCGUGAGCGGCAGGGGAGCGGUGGCGCAGCAGUUGACAGCUGCCUCCGUGCCGAGUUCGAUUCCCGAUCGCGAUCGACGACGACGAAUCAUUCAACAGGGGGAGAAAGAAGCCGCAAUGAAGUUACGCGUGCGACACGGAGGAAACACUCAACUCCUGGAAAUAGCCAACGAGGGCGCCACGCUGGGACAACUGCAGCGACAAAUACGUGACACCCUCCUGCCCAGCUUUCACAUCGGACAAGAUGCGGCAUUUGGGAUAUCGCUGAAUAGAAAAGACAUGCUCAGUGAUUGGGAGACACCUCUUCAAGAGUACGGCAUCGUCUCUGGAGACCUUGUUUGGAUUCUUCAAGCGGAAGGCUCGGCUGCAACGUGCAGCGCUGGUGCAACUUCCUCAAGAGCCCGCGAUGAUCAUGCUCAUGCCCAGACGAGCAGACUCCAUGGAAAUGCACCCACCGCCUCCCCUGCGUCAGUGGCAACGCCUUCGGGGAGUCAAGCGCAUCAAAGCAAAGGCACCGUGAUCACUCAAAAAAUCUUGCCGUCAUCGCACCAGGAAACGUCCGCAAGCGGUGCCAAUGAAAAUGACGAUGCUGGUUCCUCAACGCGAGUGUCUCCGGCUACCGGUCCCCCUCCGCCGCCUCUCAUCAUGCUCUGCAGCGAGUCGGAGGGCGGCCGCGUCCCUGAAGUGCUCGAGAGGGAGUACGAGCAGGCGGGCGUAACGAGCCCGUGCGAUGCACUCACGGUGGCUCUGCAUGUGCUGAUGAUUGAAGCCGGAUUUGCAGCUGCCGCACAGGAUCAGGCAGAGUGCCAUCAGGCACAAGCAAGUCUCCCGAGUUGCCUGCCUCGAGGCUGGAGAAGGCCCGGGGUAUACACAUUAAGGUACAGCCACCCUCUCUGCCAUGGUGCCACCUGUAACCUCACCUGCAUCCCCAUGGGCCAAGCUCUGGUAGUUAAUGGCUGCGUGAACGCGUCGGGAACAACAUUAAGCAUAAGCGCACUCAAGUUGAUGCCAACGUCGUAUGUUCUCGGCAAAGGCGCAGCCCCAGCAAAGGAGGCCUCGCACGCCUACAAAUCUCUUUCUCUGCUCUCCCGCACCUUUAAGGACCACGUAGCAUACCCAGCCUUGGCACUCAUGAGACAAGCGCUGGGGCUGCCAUGUGCUGUGGGCCUCCUGGCGCUGCCCGUGGAGCUGCAGUUGCAGGUGCUGCGCCUGCUCCCCAUCCCGGCAGUGCUCGCCGCUGCGCAGGCGUGCCGUGCCCUGUGCCUGCUUGGCGCGGACCCGUCGCUGUGGCGCGCGCUCUACAUGCGAGACUUCCACCAAUCCAGAAUUGACAAGCCGGGCACAGACUGGAAAAAGCUCUACAUCGAGCAGUACCAGCUGAAGACACGGGCACAGCGCGAAUGGCAAAGCGCGUUCAUGCAACCAUGGCCCGUGCAAGAUCCAAUUCCGCUUGUACCAAACCAUCCCAGGCCUCUCUACCCCCCCGGUAUCAUCGGGGGUGCCUACGACGUCUGGCCCGACUUCGGGCUCCCAGGCGGCCCUGUGGGUCCGCUGUUGCAGAGGCCACCGCCGCGCUGGAGGUUUGACCCCACCGACCCCUCGGGGUCUCGCCGACCUCGAUUCAAUCCUGGCCCUGGGUUUGGGGGAUUCUUUCUGCGCUAACAGCUGUGGCUGACUAUAGGACAUCCGGGGUGCAUAGUUUUUUUUCUUUCAUGUUUGCUUUUUUGUUUCAACAGCCGAAAUCUAUUGUUGCACUAAAAACAUUUGCGUGUAUAAAACCUGCAAUACUCUGUAGCGUUCCAAAUACCUAAGGGACUGCUGGCGCUGGUGUAGAACUACAGGCUCUGAAUGCUUGUCCCAACGUCAUCGUAACAAGCGCUGCCGUAUAAAUGAAAAAUAUACACGGGAAUAUGCUAAUUAUUUAGGCAUUAACUCUUCUGAACAAUAGCCUUUGCCUGAAACAACAUUGGCUUGUUUGAUUAUUAUUUUUUGAUUGUAAGACAGGCACUGUGUUCUUUGGCACUUUUUGUAAAGUAGCUGUUUCGUGGCCUUGUGUGUGCAGAAGCUGGUUUCUGUCCCAUCGGGUGACAUCAAUGAUAUUUUCAUUGUACUCUAUUGUGCUUUGUAUUAUUACACGGUCAGCAAUAGAAACGUGACGGCCGAUGUAUAACUGCUUUCCAUUUUACUUUUGUAAAGAACUACAGAAUGUGUGAGAUAUACUGCAGAAUAUCUAUGGGUUUAACACUUUUAUGUUUAAAUGCUGGAAUCCGAGUGUAAGACAGUAAUUAAAAAUGUGUGUCAUGUCUUUUGUGAAAUGUGUUGCUCUUCCAACUUUCUAGUGAGCUGAAAUAAUCAUAUGAUCAUAGGUUUUUCCUCCUUUUUUCUGGCAACAAAACAUGUGUUAAGAUGUUAAAACACCAAACUAAAACCGUUUACAGAGAACCAUGUCUGCAUUAACCACAAUGCUUGUGGU